AGAGUUCCAGAAUGUCCAUAAUUCUGAACACCACAGGGUGAGACUAGAGCAAGGUGUCAGCUAGGAGGGCUUUUGGGUGUCACAAUGCAGGCCUGGGGCACUGUGGUAGUGACCUUGGCCGCGCUGAUGGUUGCCACUGUGGAUGCCAAGAUCUAUGAACGCUGCGAGCUGGCAACCAAGCUGGAGAAGGCAGGCCUUAAUGGCUACAAGGGCUACAGCGUUGGAGACUGGCUGUGCAUGGCUCACUAUGAGAGUGGCUUUGACACCUCCUUCGUAGACCACAAUCCUGAUGGCAGCAGCGAAUAUGGCAUUUUCCAGCUGAACUCUGCCUGGUGGUGUGACAAUGGUGUCACACCCACCCAGAACCUUUGUCACAUGGAUUGUCGUGACCUGCUCAAUCGCCAUAUUCUGGAUGACAUCUUGUGUGCCAAGCGGGUUGUGUCGUCACAUAACAGUAUGACUGCCUGGGAUUCUUGGAGCCGGCACUGUUCUGGCCAUGAUUUAUCUGAAUGGCUCAAAGGGUGUGAUGUGUAUGUGAAAACUGACCCGAAAAUUAAUUCAUGACUCAGAUUCCCAGAGACAGAGAUUCAAUUUUCUUUUCUUUCUUUUGUGUAUUUAAUAAAAGAUAAUAUCUGUAAACAAUGCAA
Molecule: messenger RNA, 647 nt
Organism: Microcebus murinus (gray mouse lemur)
Lineage: Eukaryota; Metazoa; Chordata; Mammalia; Primates; Cheirogaleidae
Product: sperm acrosome-associated protein 5
Biological process (GO): fusion of sperm to egg plasma membrane involved in single fertilization
Cellular component (GO): sperm flagellum; acrosomal vesicle
Molecular function (GO): lysozyme activity
Source: RefSeq, a predicted model, not a curated record